Messenger RNA from Phaedon cochleariae (mustard beetle), 2424 nucleotides. The record is from the annotation of a GenBank genome assembly. NCBI's taxonomy places the organism in Eukaryota, Metazoa, Arthropoda, Insecta, Coleoptera, Chrysomelidae.
AUGGCUGAACCUUAUCGUAGAUAUUUUUCAGACGAGUAUUAUAAUUGUACAGUGAAUUUACCGAGAGCAAGUAUCGAUAGAUGGUUUUGUAACAGGGCCGUUUCUCCAAACCUGCAGGAGAAUGAAAAUAAUGUACUGGUCGAGCUACAAAAUGCAACAAUAAGUUCAUCAGACAAUUCUUCGGUUCUGAAAGAUUCAGAAGUAGAAGUAUCGAAUAUAAUGGAAUUAGGCAAUAAGGAGACAGAAGUACCAGAAUCAGAGGAAGAAAAUGACAUCGAAGAUCACGACGAUUCAGUCAAGGACCCUAAUUAUGAAUUGAGUGAGACUAGUUCUGAGGAAGAAAUAAAUUCUGAUGUGGAAGAAAUUCCUAGAGACGAAAUUGAAUCUGAUAUGCUGAAUGAAGAUCCUCCUAUUAGGAAUAGAUCUUGUAUGAAUUAUGAAUCGAAGGAUAAAAUCAAAAAAGGCAAUAAAGGAAAAGAUUUCUGCUUCCAUUGCGACAGUCUUGUUUUGAAUUUUGCGCGUCAUAUAAAGCGAAAUCAUUCAACAGAGCUUGAUGUACAGAAAAUCUUCUCGAAACCUCCACGUUCGAAAGAGAGAAAAGAACUACUCAGCAAAUUGAGGAAGAAAGGAAAUUAUUUGAAUAGCAAUAUCUACAGAAAGCCAGUGAAAACACCAUCAAUAAACACAAACAUUUUGCCUUGCAACAACUGUUUGGGAUUCUACUCAGCAAAACAACUGUGGCGACAUAAGAAAAAAUGUUGUGGAACUGGUUCGAAGGCAUGUCAAUCAGAAGCACAGCAUUUUCAUUUGAAAAACUCGAAGAUUGACAAACAGUUGAUAGAAUCUGUAUUCCCACGAAUGAGGGCUGAUGAGGUAUCUCUGCAAGCUAAAGAAGAUCCUCUUAUAUGUGCUUAUGGUGCAAGGUAUAUGAAAAUUCAUAGAGAAAAGCAUUUUGUGAAUGUCACAUCACGCAAAAUGCGAGAACUGGCAAAAUUACUAAUGGAGGCAAAGAAGGAGGAACCGUCAAUAAAUAAUUUAUUCGAAGCAUUACAGCCAAAAUAUUUCGACUUGCUGGUUGCGGCCACAAAAAUCGUCGCAAAGUAUGACAAAGAUAAAGAUUGUUACAAAUCACCUACUUUCGCACUAAAUAUUGGAACGACUCUCAAACAGUGUUGCAAAAUCGCCAUUGUAUUUGCUCUGAAAAGAAAAGAGGUAUAUGCAACAUUACAAUCGGCUGAGGCGGAAGCUAACCUUAAAACAAUGAUACAACUCAUUGAAUCGCAUUGGCGUUUUGAUGUUUCUAGCCAAGCAGCAAAUGAUUUGAACAUGAAUAAGUGGAAUAAAGUUACUCUAGUUCCAUUAGCCACCGACUUGAAACAUUUGAAAGAUUUUCUUAUCAAGACAGCCAAUUCUGCUGCAGAGGCACUAUCGAAUGGCAAUAAAGAUCGAAAUUCUUAUGUCACCCUCUUAGAAACCGUAUUCUGUAGAGUAAUGCUCCUCAACAGGAGGAGACCAGGAGAGCUGCAAAGGUUAUUGUUAGAAAUAUAUGAAAAUUCGGGAAAUAUUUCUCAAAACUAUGAAGAAUUCACUGAAGCCGUUACACCAUCAGAAAAAAUAUUGAUGCAGAAGUUCAAAAGAAUUGUCAUAAGAGGAAAAAGAGGUCGUGGUGUUCCUGUACUGUUCAGCCCUGAUGUUCAGCAGCACAUCAAAAUUAUGUUGAAUCAUCGUCCUGAUUUUGUAGCGAAGGGUAACACAUAUCUUUUUGGCAACCCAAAAACAAUGGAACCUAUAUGUGGUUAUAAGGUAUUGAAAAAGUACGCAGAAGCUUGUGGUGCUAAGAACCCGCAAGCGAUUUCAUCCACAAGGCUCAGAAAACACCUAGCAACAUUGACGCAAAUUUUUAGUAUGUCUGAAGGUGACAUAGAACAGUUAGCUUCAUUCAUGGGUCACACAGUUGGCGUUCACAAAGGGUCAUACAGAUUACCAGACGACGUCUAUCAAACGGCGAAAAUAUCAAAAUUAUUACUUCUGAUGGGGAAAGGAUCGGCUGCCGAAUUCAAGGGAAAACCUUUGAAUGAAAUUGAAUUAGAUCUGGAAGAUGAUCUCAUGAACAAUGAUGAGAAAGAUGACGGAGCUACAGAUGCAAUCAAUGUGAGCACGGAACCACUUUCCAGAACUGUUUCAGAUCAUAGUGAAAUGAAUAUACUUCCUAAAACGAAUAAGCGUAUAUUGAUUCCAUGGACAGAUAAACAAAAAGAGGCCGUCAACUCAUUUUUCGCCGAACAUAUAAAUAAAAAACAGCCACCUAAGAAACAUGAAUGUGAAGCUGUUAAAUGCCAAAAUCCAAAUUUAUUGGAAAACAAGUCGUGGCUAAAAAUAAAAGUAUAUGUGCAGAAUGAGUACAUGAAAAAAAAACGGAAGUAA